AUGGCCACACAGCCAUUUCAGAAGCUGUGCUCAAUCCGCGGCACGUCCACCGUCAUCGCUGCAGCAGGCUCAAAGCUCCUUGGUAUCGAUCUGGCGAGCGGCAAAGCCAGCUGGAAGCUCCCUCGGUCCUCCUCGAGCUCUACAGAAAGCCACACAAAUGGCGAGGAGCCCACUUCUAAGCGGCGCAAGCUCGACAAUUCCCAUGCCGUGGCCGACGUGACCGCAUCAAUCUCGCGGGGCUCGUCUGAAGACUCUAUCAACUUCAAGACCGAGCGCCUGAAGGGAGAGCGCAAAAAGUCCAAGGUCGAGAAAGAAGCCCCGCCCCCCAACGUAUCUCACCUCUUCGCUACGCACAAUGGCAAGCAUCUUAUCGUCGUCACCGCGGAGGACAAGGCCGUCAGCAUCUACAACGUCAUCAGCACACCACUCGGAACCGAUCUCGUGCUGCAGUCCAAGCGACACAUGCCCAAACGCCUCUCUGCGGCGACGCUUACACCCGACGAGCGCUUCCUCGUGGUGGGCGACAAGUUUGGCGACGUCUACGAAUUGCCGCUGUUGCCCACGGAGGGAUGGGUGCCGCCAGAGAAGAAGACGACGGACGCCAAGAUCUUCGAGCCGUCGGCGACGGAGUUGACGGUGCACACGAAGGGGAACCUGCAGGCGUUGAAGCAGCAGAAGCAGCAGAAGGUGAUGAAGAAGGAACGGGAGGGUCUGUUGUUCGAGCAUCGGGUGCUGCUGGGCCAUGUUAGUUUGCUGACUGAUGUUGCGCUCGCGAGAAUCAUGGUUGAUGGCAAGGAGAGGCGCUUUGUGCUGACAAGCGAUCGUGACGAGCACGUGCGAGUGUCGCGCUACCCGCAGGCGCAUGUUAUCGAAGGCUUUUGUCUCGGGAUCAAAGAGUUUGUGAGCCGUCUCUGCGUGGUGCCGUGGGCUACGCAGUGGGUGGCUGUGGGGACUGGGGAGCCGAGUCUCAGGAUAUACGAAUGGUUGAGUGGCAAGCUACUGGAUAUGGACGACUUUCAAGGGGUUGCAGAGCUGCUCGAAGUGCUCUCGCCAUCAUCUGCACAGGAGAGCGAAGAUCGCAAGUUAGCAGUCUCGGGUAUCUGGCCGGUGUCGGUGGCUGAUGUCAACGCAACCGCUGGGAAAGCUUGUGGGCAAUUGCUAGUGGCGCUCGAAGGUGUGCCGCUACUGUUCUGCUACUCCAUCAACGCAGAAGGGAAAAUAACACCGUCCCAAAAGCUGGAGAUGGACGGUAAUAUCCUUGACGUUGCUGCUCUGGAAGCCCCCCCCAAUACCUCGUCUAUCGCUGUUAGCAUCGACACCGCUCACGGCGCCGGAUCAACAGCCUCGUACAUGCCAGACACGGCGACCAAGCGGGAUCCCGUCACAGUAUUCCGGCUUGAAUCACACGAGAACGGAGAGAAGUGGGUUCCAUCCGAGCAGCCCCCCACUAUGCGGACGGCGGUAGCUCAAGUUGGUGAACUCCCUGGCAUUCCCGAGGCAAACAGCAGCGGGCGACUGGACAGAAGGAAAGGGCCGUAUAGUCCAUUAGGGGAGUUCCUGUACGGGCUGGAGAACCUGCGGAAGAAGCGAGGCGAUGCGGCGCAGGACCCUGAGGAGGACGAUGGUGAUGAGGGAUUGGGGGAGGGUGGUGCGCCUCCGGACGUCUAG
This is a messenger RNA of Cyphellophora europaea CBS 101466, 1668 nucleotides long. RefSeq lists its product as uncharacterized. Gene Ontology annotation, cellular component: cytosol; tRNA methyltransferase complex; nucleus. NCBI's taxonomy places the organism in Eukaryota, Fungi, Ascomycota, Eurotiomycetes, Chaetothyriales, Cyphellophoraceae. Gene Ontology annotation, biological process: RNA (guanine-N7)-methylation. The transcript is spliced from 2 exons. Gene Ontology annotation, molecular function: tRNA (guanine(46)-N7)-methyltransferase activity; protein binding. The record is from RefSeq and is a predicted model, not a curated record. The coding region runs from base 1 to 1668 and encodes 555 amino acids.